Molecule: messenger RNA, 764 nt
Organism: Acyrthosiphon pisum (pea aphid)
Lineage: Eukaryota; Metazoa; Arthropoda; Insecta; Hemiptera; Aphididae
Source: RefSeq, marked validated
CUUACUAGAUAACCGUCACGGUUUAAGAUUUAAACCGUGUUACAAAUUAAUAAAAAUUGUUUUGACUUGGGUAAACAAUAUUAUGUAUUAUAUAUUGUUUAUGUAGGUACUUAUAAAUAAGUCAUAAUUUAGAAGGUUCUUAAUUAUUCAAUAGAAACAAAUGAAGAAGCAUGGAUACCAGAACAGAAGAUUUUGUUACAAUAGCAAGUAUUAUAAAACGUGAAAUUCAGAAACGCAAGAAACAUAAAACACCCAAAGAUGAGUUGAUAAAUUAUCUUCCUAUUUCCAAUGCUUCAGCUGAAGAUGAGACAGAACUGAUAUUAUUUAAAAAAAAAAAAACAAAAAAAAAAGAAGACAAAAAAAAGGUAAAAAAUAAUAAAAAAUUAAAAACCGAUAAAUCUAUAUUGACAAUACAAAAGCUUUAUACUGAGACUUGUGAUGACAACGACAAGCAUUUGAAUAAAGACAAAACAGAGUAUUCUAAUUUAAGUAAAGAUGAAUUCACAAAAAAGAUUCCUAUUGCUAAUACUUCAGAAGGCGACUCUUUUAGAUUUAAAAAAAAGAAGAAGAAAAAGAAGCGAGAUAAAAUAAUGGUGCAAAAUGAUAUAGCUACAUUGAAAGUAGAGAAGUUUCAUACCUGUGAUGACAAUAACAAGCAUUUUAUUAAAGACAAAACAGGAUAUUCUAAUUUAAGCAAAGUUUCUAUUUUUAGACGAAUUCCCAAGAAACAUUCCUAUUGCUAAUACUUCAGAAGGUGACUCAUU